Cryptomeria japonica (Japanese cedar) is the source of this 942-nucleotide messenger RNA. Its product is annotated as protein BPS1, chloroplastic-like. The transcript has a single exon. The coding region runs from base 1 to 942 and encodes 313 amino acids. Lineage: Eukaryota; Viridiplantae; Streptophyta; Pinopsida; Cupressales; Cupressaceae. The record is from RefSeq and is a predicted model, not a curated record. Gene Ontology annotation, biological process: shoot system development; root development.
AUGGCGCUGCACUCUCCUCACAAGUAUAAGCAUAAUCGGUCAAAGAGUAUUCCCUCAAGCCCAAAAGGGCACCAAAGUCUCACAGGCACACUUGUAGUUGAGGUGGAAAGAUUGGAAGAGUCUUGUUCUUUUUCAUCAUCUAUUGGAGCAGAUUGGUUUGGCCAAGCAUUGGAGGUGGCGAUCAAUUGCUAUUCCAAUUUGUCAAACAUGCAGAUAGAUAUGGAAGGUGUUGGGAGCAAAUGGAUCAACGCACAUCUGGAUGACAUACUUCAUCUGCUUGAAACGUGCAAUUUGUUGAGGGACAGCAUUACAGAGAUCAGGAAGCAACACACGAGUGUUCAGGUAGCCAUUCGUGGCCUUGGCCGUGAUCUUACUCCCUCUGCCCAUACCCUUGAAAGGGCACUUACCGCCUUUGCCAUUUGGCUGAGUAAGAAGAAGGACACACACACUCAGCUGGAGAAUUGCAUGUCCACUUUGAGGCGAAUGGCAGAGAAGCUCAAAAUUGAGGAUAAAGCAGGAUUAGCACAAGCUGCCAUCAACAUCAACCAUGCCAAGGCCAUCACCGUGAUGAUCUUCUCUGCCCUUGUCACUGCUCUUUCAUUCAAGACAUCCCACAUGAGGAUGGCAUCUCUUCCUCUUCCUGCCCAUUUUACUUGUCUACAACACAAGCUAAGGGAGGCACUUAAGACGAGAAAGAGGUCAUCAUCAUCAUCAUCAAGGUCCCUGCGCGAGUUACAGGCAGCAGAUAUCGCACUGGGAGAUCUGAACAAUCUUCUCAACUCCAGGUCCAAAUUGCAGCUUCCGCUUCAUCUCUCUCCCUCCACAUUGGCACUCAAUGACUUGGAAACCGCUCUUCCCCAACUUGAACACACAAUCAACCAGCUAUUCAAUUCUCUCAUCUCUGCCAGAUUUGCAGUAUUGAACAACCUUUCUUCUCAGUGA